GCCCGGGACUGUUUAAGAGAAACAGCUACGUGCUUGUAGCCUGUGGCGAAUGUCUUUCCUGACUGGUUCCUGUGGGAGGUCCCGCCCCGCCCCACACUUCCCCUGGGGAGAGGGAGCGCAGGAGGCAGGGAAAAGGGGGCGCGGCCCCCUUCGCCCAGCGUGCCACGGGGUUUCGCGAGCAGCUCGCACUGCGACAAAACGACCCUGCUUGGAAAGCGGACCGAACCACGCCACGGGCGCCGCUCGGAUGGAAACUUAAGAGGGGAGGGCGGAAGCCCCAGACUCGGCCGAGAGCGAGCGAGGCGCCGCGUCGGCGUCAUGCUAUGGAGAGCAGGGGUCCCGCGGUGCUGGGCUUGGGGCAACUACUAGCUUCCUUCGGCGAGUGCCCGGCGGCCGAGGAGGUAGCCUCGGCUGCGCCAUGGCGAGCCCCGGGCAGCGCGGAGACGGCAGGAGGAGGCAGCAGCGCCGUCGAGCGGGACUGCGCGGGGGAGAAGAAGAAGGACCUUCCCGAGGAGGCGCUGCUGGAGUUGCGCCGCCUCCGCGGGCCGCUCUCCCUGCCCGCCGGCCCGACGCUGGCGGCCGCGCGGCUCUUCCCGCGGAACCGCCUCCAGGGGGACAGUGACGGGGACGACGACGACGGAGGGGGGGCGUCGGGCGGCGUCGGGGGCGGCAGCGGCGUCGGCUGCUGCACCAAGUGCAAGAAGCGGGUGCAGUUCGCCGACUCGCUCGGCUUGUGCCUGGCCAGCGUGAAGCACUUCAGCGCCGCCGAGGAGCCGCAGGUGCCGCCCGCCGUCCUGUCCCGCCUGCAGAGCUUCCCCAUGCGCCAGAAGGACUUCGAGGAGUUCAGCGCCGCCCUGGCGGGACUGGGCGCUUGCGCCGCGCCGGCCUUGCGCCCGCUGCUGUUGCCUCAGGCGCUCCAGUUGGUGCUGCCGCCGCCCGACGAACCCGGGCGGCUGCAGUGCCAGCGCGUGUGCCUGGAGGAGGCGACGGGCACAGCUCUGGCCGGGGCUCCCACGGACGUGCGCGGCGUGGUGAGGGUGCUCAGCUGCCCGGGCCCCAAAGAAGUGACGGUGCGCUACACGUUCAACGAGUGGCUCUCCUUCUUGGACACCCCCGCGGCGCCGCUGCCUCCGCCGCCAGCGCCUGGGGACCCCCCGGAGCCCUGCAGCCCCGUCGAGCGCUACCAGUUCACCCUGUGCCUCCCCCCCGGUCUGGAAGAGGGCACGGCCGUGCAUUUCGCCAUCUGCUACCGCAGCCAGCAGGGCGAGUACUGGGAUAACAACGGCGGGGCCAAUUACACACUUAGCAGCCCGGAAAAAUCCGCGCCGCCCUUUUAUUGACACCGACGAGGCGCCCUUGGGGGUCCGUCUGCUUGCCUUCCUCGGUUGCCAGAGAACCUCGGAGCAAGAAGCCAGCUGUGCUUUGCCUCGCACCGCGUGCUUUACAGCCUUCCGAGCCCGGCGACGUCCAGGAACUGCCGCCACUCAGCCUUGCCUUUGUGCCUUCCACCCCAAUCCUUUGGAAGCGGACCGGGGGUAGCCAACCGUGCCUUUGCACUUACAUUAGCCUCGCUGCAGCCAGCCUACUUCAAGUUGGAGCAAGGACCAGCCUUGUAGGGAAAGAAGAUGUGAAAAGAAAAUGUGAAAACCAGGGCCUGACAAUGGGAGAGAGAAGGACAAAGCAGGCAACCUGAAUGUUACCUGCUUUCUGCUCCAGGCAAACACAGAUAUGACCUGGUGUCUAUAACUGGUGGAGUGACUGAUGCUGUGAAACAUACUUUUUUGUGGGGGGAAGUAUGCCCCUCUGGAGCGAGAGAGUGGAGUUUGCUGUUCUGGAAGCUUGCAAGAGGUGGGGGGACGGACUAUUUCUGACCUGUGCCUUCCGUUAAACCUCUGAAAAGCCAAGAAGGAUGCAGUUGAAUUACAGAAGUCUCUCCGAGAACCGAGUAAACAGAGCUGUUCAAAAUACACAUGCACGGCUGAGUCCUUCCCUGUUGCAACUUGAAUACCAAGCCUUUUCUUUACACAAAUAAACUAGAGGCACUUGGUCUUCCACCAAAGGGAUAAUGUGCUCUUAUUUUUGUAACGCAGAUGGGAAGGACCUUUUGGCAGAAAUCGUAACAGAUAUUGGCCAGGGGCUUGACGAAGAGGGAUUUUUUUUAUCUCUUUGUUUUUGAAAAAGGGAACUUUUGUGGCUGCUUGUUUGUUGUUUUGUUUGCACUGGUGAUUUUAGUCUUGGUUCCAGUCACACCAGUCUACAUAGCAUGUUAAGAAAUUCUCACUUAAAGCACAUCACAUGUGGGCUUUCAAGGUUCAUGAAGGUGUGAAAUGUCUGUCUACUAGAAAAUCCACACUGGAAUGUAAUAGCCAUUGAGGAAAGGUUUUAGAGUUUCUGUGACCAAAUGAAAAUGAAGCCAGAGCUCCAGAACUUGCUGUAGCUGUGUAGAAGAGGGAAUUUGGCUGGUUUGUGUUUUUGCUGCUGAAAUUCAUCCUCUCUACAACUAUUGGAAGUUCUUGAGCCCUGCCUUCCUUUGCAUCCAAUCCUGCUUAUGUUUGCUCCCUGCUUCUGGCUGGAUUGUAGCCGCUGCCAACAUACAGAAUUAAGCUUUUUGCAAACUGGACACACACUUAAGGGUUUUGCAAAAGUUGAUGGAUGCAUGUGGUGGCAGCUGCAUGUAUCUAGCUGGUAGUGAGGAAGGCAAGCAGGAUUAAAUAAUAAUAAUCCUUAGCUGGACUACUGCAUAGCUUUUGUGUGGACCAUCGUCCUUGGUGUGUGCAGAUUGACUACUAGGUGCUUUAAAACGUAAACCCACUCAGUAUUCCUGAAGCUUCUCUUGAGAUGACAUACCUGUGGCAAUAGCUGCUGAUAGAGCAAGCAACUUUCAUGUGAGAUCCUCUUCCUCUGGAUGUCCCAUCUCUGUAACUUGGUUGAGUCCUUUGAAGGACUUCUUACUUUGAAACUUAAUGCACUUUUACAACCCUAAAUGGUUAAAACAACAAACCCAAAAGCUAGCUGCAGUCUUGCUACAGCUCAGGCUGUGAAGUGUUUAGUAGGAGCAAUCAUUCUGGGAAAUUAGCUGUUAAAACAGGAACAACUUGAUGACCACUUAAUUGGUGUCUUUGGGACUACUAUUAACUAAAGUGGCCACUGAAUAGCACCUUUAGAAGCCUGUCUAGCAGUCAAGUUGUAUUAAGGUCUCCUCUCCAGUCAUGAUAAAAUGGUCUAAUGACUAAAAGUGACAAUUAAUUGAUUAACCUUCCAAGGGCAAACUCAUUUCUUAGCAUGCUCUUUCUUACAGUAUUCACUUUCUAAAACUUGGAAUGGUAGGUUCUUUCCUGCCUGGGAUUUGGGGGAAUUGUAUUGCUGGCACCAUUUCCGAUAUUUGUACUUUUCUUCACCCUUUAUAAGGGUGUUGACCUUAGCAUUCUUUUCUCAAAUAAUGUGACUCAGUAGGUCAGUAGUAUGGAACAUCUGAUGUGUUGUACCUUGAGGGCUCCUGUAUGGGUAUAUGAAUGCAGUAGACUGGCAUACCCUCCAAGGUGAAGGGAGAUGUGAGCAGGGUAAACUUUGCA
Lacerta agilis (Sand lizard) is the source of this 3572-nucleotide messenger RNA. RefSeq names its product protein phosphatase 1 regulatory subunit 3G (gene PPP1R3G). Lineage: Eukaryota; Metazoa; Chordata; Lepidosauria; Squamata; Lacertidae. Gene Ontology annotation, cellular component: protein phosphatase type 1 complex. The record is from RefSeq and is a predicted model, not a curated record. Gene Ontology annotation, biological process: regulation of glycogen biosynthetic process. Gene Ontology annotation, molecular function: protein phosphatase 1 binding; glycogen binding.